Messenger RNA from Musa acuminata AAA Group (dessert banana), 2434 nucleotides. RefSeq names its product serine/threonine protein phosphatase 2A 57 kDa regulatory subunit B' kappa isoform-like. Gene Ontology annotation, biological process: signal transduction. Lineage: Eukaryota; Viridiplantae; Streptophyta; Magnoliopsida; Zingiberales; Musaceae. The coding region runs from base 488 to 2017 and encodes 509 amino acids. Gene Ontology annotation, cellular component: protein phosphatase type 2A complex. Gene Ontology annotation, molecular function: protein phosphatase regulator activity. The transcript is spliced from 3 exons. The record is from RefSeq and is a predicted model, not a curated record.
CUUCUGCGAGGAGAAGGGAGGGACAGUGGUCACUUCUGCUGCUGCUUCUGCUAAAAUUUGUUUCUAUUUCUUUAACCUGCCGCUUCUCGUCUCCUCUUCCUCUACAGCAGAUCUCGCAAUGCGGGUGGGAGAGAUCGAAGGCGGCGCCCAUCUCUCGAGUUCCUGCUGGAAUUCGUCGCCGCCUCUCGGAACCAAGCUUCGGAUCGACCUCUUCUCGCUAGAUCCCUAAACGUCGGCCCGAAAGAAAACCUCGAUACCGUCUUUCUCCAGAGGUUUCCGUGCGCUUGCGGUCGGUCCCCUUCUUCCAAAGCGUUCCCUCGGUGGAGAUCUGCAGUUGGUAUAGUCUCGGUUACCUUGGAGUGACGGUUCUCUUUGCACCAUUUGGUCUUUCAUCGGCAUCGGUGUAUCCCAAAACAAAAUUGGGUUUAGGCCUGCCAAACCCCGCCAGCAUGAGCUUGAUCUGAGUGGCUUCCCCAAUCUCGGCACCAUGUGGAAGCAAUUCCUGAGUAAAUUACCUCGCAAGUCUUCCAAAUCUGAUGCUUCCUCGGGUUCCGAUAGUCAUCCCAGCAACGAUUGUACGGGUCCCUUGAACGGGAAUCCGAUCCAGCGGACUAGCAGUGGCAAUGUGGUUCCCUCACGAUCAACCACGGUGAAGCGGACUGCUUCUGCUAUCUUCCCCUCCAGUGUCGUCACCAGCAUCGAACCUCUUUUGCUAUUCAAAGAUGUUCCUAACUCACAAAAACAGAACCUUUUCAUCAGUAAGUUGAACCUCUGCUGUGUUGUCUUCGAUUUCUCGGAUCCAAACAAGAACUCCACCGAGAAGGAUAUGAAAAGGCAGGCGCUAUUGGGUCUCAUUGAUUAUGUUGAUGCUGGGGCUUCUCGUUUCACCGAGCCUAUGAUUUCUGCUUGCUGUAAGAUGUUUGCAGUUAACUUGUUUAGGGCCUUUCCUCCAAACAUGCGAUCUUGUACUGGUGGUGGGGAGAAUGAGGAGGAAGAACCGAUAUUCGAUCCUGCUUGGUGCCAUCUGCAACUUGUCUAUGAUUUGUUGCUCAAGUUUGUAGAGUCAUCCUCACUUGAUGCUAAAAUUGGGAAGAAGUAUGUUGACAUUUCAUUCAUCGUGAGACUGCUUGACCUCUUUGAUUCUGAGGACCCCAGGGAAAGGGAUUGCUUGAAAACAAUUUUGCAUAGGAUCUAUGGAAAAUUUAUGGUGCAUCGCCCUUUCAUCCGUAAAGCGGCGAGCAACAUAUUUUACCGAUUUGUUUUUGAGGCAGACCGGCACAAUGGGAUUGCUGAGUUGUUAGAAGUUUUUGGUAGUGUGAUCAGUGGUUUUGCACUGCCUCUGAAGGAGGAGCACAGGCUAUUUUUUCAGAGGGUUCUAAUACCUUUGCACAAACCAAAAACAUUAGGUGUCUAUCUUCAACAGCUGACUUACUGUGUGACACAGUUUAUAGAGAAAGAGCCCAAGAUGGCAUGUUCAAUAAUAAAAGGGUUGGUAAGGUAUUGGCCGGUUACAAAUAGUCAGAAGGAAGUCAUGUUCCUGAGUGAGUUGGAGGAGGUCUUGGAGGCUAGUGACACUGCAGAGCUUCAAAACUGUAUGGUCCCAUUGUUUCAGAGAAUUGGUUUCUCCAUUAACAGCUCCCACUUCCAGGUUGCAGAGAGGGCGCUAUUUUUGUUGAAUAAUGACCAUGUGAUUAGUCUGGUGUCCCAAAACCAGCAAGCAAUCAUGCCUCUCGUUUUGCCAGCUUUAGAAAGGAACACACGGAGUCAUUGGAAUCAAGCGGUUAUUAAUCUAUCACAAAAUGUGAAGAACAUGUUAUCUGAGAUGGACGAAGAGAUAUUUUUGGCUUGCAAAAAGGAGUUGGGCGAGGAGGAAGAGAAGAGAAGGAUAGCAGAGGAGAAACGAAAGAUGAUCUGGGAGCAUCUGGAGGGCAGUGCGGCCUUGCAGCCAGUAACUGGUAACACAGCCGUCCUAGUAAUGCCUACAGUGGCUCCACCUAUUACUGCUGCUCUUACUUAGGCCGAAGAAGUAGAAAUGGCGCGAGAGAAAAUGAGAACGAGUAGCCUGGGGUGUGUGUGCAGUUUCCACAAGUGCUUUAGCCCACUCUUUUCUGUUUCUUUGGGUUUAUUGUUGUGCCCCCUAAUUGCCCUGCUAGAGAUCGGUGGUGUAUUUUAGGGAAUGCUUGUAGGAGUAAUAGCAACCAUUAUGGGUACUUAUGCUAUUUAUUAGGAGCAUAAGCCAAUUCCCGUAGUUCUUGUUUGCCCACUUGGUGGUUCAUCCGAUUACAGUUGUAAGUAUCUUACUCAGCAGCACGAGGCACGCAGGGUUCUAUGCAUUGUUCGAUGCAGUGACGUUACCGACAGGAAGUGGGAUUUGGUGUGGUGUUGGACUGAUGGAUGUUCUUUAUUUAAUCGUAUUGUGUUUCUGAGUGCUGGA